AUGGAAAGUGAUAAAAAAAACAGGGCUUAUCAGAAAGGUGAGACUCGAAACGUUGUUUAUGGUGACUCGCCUGUGCUUCAUUCAAAUAGAAAAGAAAAUAUUAGCCAACGAUUUAUAGAUCCAGUUGUGUCCAAUCCGAUAUUUGGAGAUUCCAAAGGUAUGGGUGGUGAAAAUAGUGAAAGUGUAACUUUAGCUCAACAAGUUUUGACUCCUAUUAUUAGUAUUGGACGCAUAUCUGACGAAUAUUUGGAUGCAAUCAAUAAAUAUCGAGCUCAUUUAAGUCUACCGCAACUGACAUUUUCAUCAGAUUUAUCAAAACGUGCAAUUGAGAGAGCCAAUUACUUAUCGAAGAGAGAUAAAGUGGAAAGCACUAGUAGAAGUGAUCUGAUCUACAAAGACCAACCGAUAGGCGAGACGGUGAUAAGUUGUCGGUCUCCAGUAAAUGAUGGUAGUUCUGUAGGGAAAUUAAUUUAUCGACAAUUGGUCAAUGAUUUGAAAAAUGGAAAUCCACCAAAGAAACGAUAUGCUCCGAUACUAAAUCAGGAUUGUAAAGAAGUUGGUUUUGGUUUAGUUCGUAAUGAUAUCUCACAGAAAGAUUAUAUCGUUAUUUACUAUUAUCCUGUUAGAAAAGCCGAGGAAUCAGCUAGUGAAACCUUUUAUUUUUUCUAA
Molecule: messenger RNA, 669 nt
Organism: Didymodactylos carnosus
Lineage: Eukaryota; Metazoa; Rotifera; Eurotatoria; Philodinida; Philodinidae
Source: the annotation of a GenBank genome assembly